Messenger RNA from Malus domestica (apple), 1086 nucleotides. Lineage: Eukaryota; Viridiplantae; Streptophyta; Magnoliopsida; Rosales; Rosaceae. The record is from RefSeq and is a predicted model, not a curated record.
CUGUUUUUUAGGGUUUCGUUAACUAUGUAAGGCUAUAUAAUAGCCAACGUUUCUAUUCAAUAAACAAGUUAUUCUCCCAGUUUGCUUGAGUCAGUUGCAGUAUUGCUCUUGGUAUUUUUGUUCUGGUUCCCAACACUGUUCUUGUUUAAUUUAAAUCUGGUUUUGAGCAUAUUAAUUGAGGAUUUUUUGGUUGGUUUUUAAUUUAAUGGUUGAUUAAUGAUGAUUAUGCAGCGUGUUAGUCGGCCAAAAAGAGGAAUUAACGAGUGGCUUCACCGGCUUCCACUUCCUCUCCAUAAAAAGUUGAUGCCUUUGCUUCUUUCUGCUGGAAAAAUAGGAUUACAUUUUUCGGGUACUGAUAGCAGUUCCCAAUUUCAUUUCUACUGUAAUUUCUGUCAUGCAUGGUGGGGUACUAGUGGAUUUCAUGUAAGCCCCACAUGCAUUGAUCAGUUGAAGGAAAAAUGGUUGAACUGUUGGCUGUUUCUUCUGAAAAUGGUGCUAACUCAGGCCUCUCAUCUGAUAUUCCGGAAGCUGAUGCAAAGUAGAUUGCUGAAACGGCUCGUCGAACAUUCGACAAAGAUGGCCCGUUGCUGGUGGUUGCAUCUGGUGGGAAUACCAUUCCUGUUUCAAGCGCCAUAAAACAGUUAGCUCCAGAAAAUAUGUUUCUUGUACAGGUUAAGGUUCAAUCUCCCUUAAGAAAGAGAUGCAUAUGAUAAUAUGACUGGUAAAAAACAAAGUGAGGCACUGCACCAGUUCAACAUUUGGUUUUAUUUUCCUUCACGGACUAGUGAACCCUUCGCGAUGUUCUGGUAUCAUUAUUGCCUAAUCACCCUUCUCUUUGUUCCUUCCAAAAGGAAAAAUCCUCUUUUACUUUGGAUGUCUAUGUUUGCAACAUGUUAUACUUCUGAUCAGAACAUGAAGAUUAGCCUCUUAUUUAUUUGGAUUUAAAUUAUUCUGGAAAUACAUGUACUUUGGAGAAAUGCAAUUAACUUUUUUCUUCAAUAAAAUGGUACAUUAGGGUAUUGCAUAAAUUUUACUAGCCACGCGGUAACCUAUCUUCUACUUAAUAACAUAUCUUUUCUUUUUUUA